AUGAAGCUUGAGACCAAUACCAGAAUCUCCAUCCUUGCGCACGAUGGAACCACCAUCAAAAAUCGUAAGCCAUUCAGGGAAAGCACUUCAAGCACCCCUGGCAGCUUCUAAAUCUCAGUCUCAAAAAGAUGUUCAGUCACCCAAUAUAGUCGUACCUCUUACAUCAUUCCCACGCUUUGGAGAGUUGGCCAUGGAGAUUCGCCUUCAGAUAUUCAGAGAGGCCCGUCAGCCAAGAACUCUUGUGGUUACAACCAAUACACACGGAAUGAUUGAUAUGCCACAAUAUAUGGGCCUUCCGAAUGUACGCCCAGCUGCUCAUCUCAUGGUUCGGGAACAGCGUAAGUAUCCCCACCAAUGCAUUGCUCCUGGUGUACACUUGUGAAUCAUUAUUUUACCAUUUCUUUCUCAUUUUGGUCAUUGAACUAAUACCUCUGCCUGCAGCUCAAACCCAACUUCCUCUUCCAAACAGAGAAAGUCUUGCUGAAUUACUCCGAGAGAAAACCACCCUCAUCCCAACACGAAGCUGGCUUUCCACCCUCUUCUUCUUCAACGCUGAACUGGACACCCUCUACUUCACCAGCGAAGGCCAAAAAUGCUUCUGUCCCCACGCAUGGCAUAAUCUCCUUGUCCACCUCGCCAACUACGGUCAGAAAGUUCGCAAAAUUGCCGUUGACCUCAAACUGCUAGCUUGCCACAGCUCCGGGGAUCAACAUCGAUAUGAUAACCGUUGGAUAUACAAAGCAUUCCGAAACGUUGAAGAAAUUACCAUCGUAGUUGACAAAGGUCCCGAACCCGCAGCUAGGGAAUUCUGUCUCUGUAAGUCUUACGAUAAUGAUCUUAUCAUUACACAUCUGGGACAUUAUCUACGGAUGGUUGAGAACCUUACGGUUAUGGAUUUUUUCUGCAGUGGGAUGCGCGAUUUCUUGGCAUGGUUAGACUACCAGGCCGGUAGAAAUUGGAAGUGCACUUGCUGGAAAGAUGGACCGACGAUGCCAAAGUUCAGACAAGCAAUUUGGGAGGGAACACCUGGAUUUCAUUUGAGCCCCACUGAUCCUGGCCUCUUGCCUAUCUUCUCGAACCCGGUAGAGAAUUCGUGUGAUUGCGAGCAUGAGGAUACAGUUGAGGGUAGCAUUUGGGCUGAGGUUGAAGUGGAUUGA
Molecule: messenger RNA, 1157 nt
Organism: Hymenoscyphus albidus
Lineage: Eukaryota; Fungi; Ascomycota; Leotiomycetes; Helotiales; Helotiaceae
Source: the annotation of a GenBank genome assembly